Acanthosepion pharaonis is the source of this 1659-nucleotide messenger RNA. The record is from the annotation of a GenBank genome assembly. NCBI's taxonomy places the organism in Eukaryota, Metazoa, Mollusca, Cephalopoda, Sepiida, Sepiidae.
AUGGAAGCAAGACGUUUGGCAUUCCUCGUUAUCAUGGCGACGCUGUUUGCUGCCUGUUCCGCUGGCGACAAAGCAACGGACUUUCUCGAAAAGUACGGCUAUUUGCAAAAAAGUCAUGGAUCGAAUCGUGGGGAGGACCGAAAACCAGAAGUAAUAAAUGCAGCCAUCAAAAAUUUUCAGGAAUUUGCCGGAUUAAAAGUGACUGGAGUCUUGGAUGAAGAAACGCAGCAGAAAAUGGAACAAUCACGAUGCGGAGUAAAAGACAUCUUUAGUACCGAAACACCAGCCGGCAUGCCCGCCAAUCUCAAGCAAGGAGCCGAGAAGUGGCCAAAAAAGGAAUUGACGUGGUCAAUAAAAAACUUCAGUAAAACCUCGAAAAUGUCCCAAGAACAGCAAUUAUAUGCUAUUCGCCAAGGUUUCCGAAGAUGGUCAGAAGUUACUCCUUUAAUUUUCCGUGAGGUGACAGGAAAAUCUGACCUGGAACUGUCUUUCGAGAGAUAUGAACAUGGUGACAAGGAUCCUUUUGACGGAAAAGGUAGCAUUUUGGCCCAUGCUUUCCCACCAGUCGAUGGCCGGACCCAUUUUGACGACGACGAAGAUUGGACAGUAGGAGUGGACCAUGGUACAAAUUUUGAAUUUGUGGCGACACACGAGAUUGGACACGCCCUCGGACUUAACCAUCUACCCGGUAUAGACCCUAUUAUGUCGCCAUUCUACCCGGGAUAUGUACCGAAUUUUAAUCUCCAUCGGUAUGACAUCAUGGAAAUACAGAGACGUUACGGUAAAAGUGAAAGAGCCCCAAGUUCAAACCUACAAAAAUUCUGCGGCCAGAAUUAUGAAAACAUAAACGCUGCCAUGCGAAUAAACGGAAGUGCAGAUUAUCUUUUCGUUGACCGAAAAAUGGUUAUCAGUGGUUUGAGUGGACGAAAGAUAUUUGUUACACGUAUGUUCCCCCGCGGUCCAAAAACGGUAGAUGCUGCUUCCUUCUCCAAGCUGACAAACACGAUCUAUUUGUUCAAGGGAUCAAAAGUCUGGGCAUUCCUUGCAAAGGCACCAGAACAGUUUGUUCUCAAAAAUGGUUUCCCAAAAAAUGUGCUAAAUUCAGAAACCAAGAAACCCGAAGCUGCGUUCAAGAUUAAAGAAAAUUUUGGAAUGGAGACAAUAUUUCUAAUCAAGGAAGGUAAACUUUGGGUGUGGCUACCCUAUGAUGAAAGGUUAGCCCCCGGUAUUGGAUUCCCUGCCAAUGUAAUAUUUCCCGGAAUUCCAGAGCGCAUGGACGCAGCCAUUUCCACUCACUUGCAUUUUCUUCCUUUUUCUUUCUUUCUUUUUUCUUUCUUUAUUUCUUUCUUUCUUUCUUUCUCUUUAUUUCUUUUCCUUUCUUUCUUUUCCUUUCUUUCUUUUUCUUUCUCUUUCUUUCUUUUCCUUUCUUUCUUUUCCUUUCUUUCUUUUUUUUUCUUUCUCUUUCUUUCUUUUCCUUUCUUUCUUUUCCUUUCUUUCUCUUUCUUUCUUUCUCUUUUUUUCUUUCUUUUCCUUUCUUUCUUUUUCUUUCUUUCUUUUUUUUCUUUCUUUAUUUCUUUCUCUUUCUUUCUCUUUCUUUCUCUUUCUUUUUCCUCUUUGUUUCUCUUUCUUUCUUUCUCUUUGUUUCCUUCUUUCUCUUAA